Molecule: messenger RNA, 516 nt
Organism: Guyanagaster necrorhizus
Lineage: Eukaryota; Fungi; Basidiomycota; Agaricomycetes; Agaricales; Physalacriaceae
Exons: 1
Source: RefSeq, a predicted model, not a curated record
AUGACAUCUCCAAUUCGAACGGACAAAUCGCAAUUUCAUCCCGAUUUCUCUUCAUUCAUUCCCGAAUACUUACAGCCUAAGAGAUCGGCCAGGAUAGAGGAACUUCUUCUUUCUAAUAAACCACUGUUGGAGUUUGAAAGGAAAGAAUUCCUCCAAACUUCUGCCAGAGGCCCUCACACUCUUGAUGAAUUUGACGAGAAAAUAUCGGUGACGCGCCAGUUGUUGGAUUUUUUGGUGGCUGAAAGAAAUCAAGCUGUGUCCAACAUCUCGGACGCAAAAUCUCUUUCACACCCUGUGCGCUACCUGCCGGAUGAUGUGCUGCGUGCUGUCUUUCGGGCUUGUACCAAGUCCGCAGACCAGGCGUUCGAUGGGGGAUAUGCCAGUCUAAAUCCUACCGUAGCCGUUGAAUCGAUUCAACCAAAUCAGUCACCAUGGACCCUUUCCUUUGUCUGUCAACAAUGGAGAACCGUCACCAUUGACACUGCUGAGCUGUGGUCUCUCAUUGAGCUCGAUCUA